This is a messenger RNA of Symbiodinium pilosum, 441 nucleotides long. Lineage: Eukaryota; Dinophyceae; Suessiales; Symbiodiniaceae. The record is from the annotation of a GenBank genome assembly.
AUGCUAUGGACGGCUGAGCUGCAAGCGCGGCAGUUUGGUGUGCGUGGGUCCACGGACCCCUUAGACAAUGCCCAGCUGCCUCUGCUGGCCACCAUGCAGUUUGACGGCUUCACCAAUCAAGGCGAGAAGGUCUUCAAACUGGUUAAGUGGCCCAAGGAGUACCAUGAGGACCCCAUGGUCCUUGCGAACGCGUUGAGACUGUCAUUGCAGGCAGUUUCGGGCAAUCGGCGGCGCCAACCUGCCGCUAUCAAGCCUAACAGGUGGUACCAGCUCCUCUCUCCGCCGGCACAGUCCUGGGCGGGCUUCGAGAUCCAGCUGGCGCAGCUCGUAGAGCAGCUGAUCCUGCGUGCGCGCGAGGCAACCGGAUGGUUGAAAGAAAGGUUAAGGGCUGAAAGCUAUCAGAAUCUAUUGCUUCUGUUACUAUGGGGAUUACAGGGGUAA